AUGCAUUACACUCAUUUGGUCCUGCUUCUUCAGGCUUUCAUCGCCCCCUCGACGCUCGCUGCAUCCUCGAUGCCCUCGGUCUCAUCAGUAUCUGGGAACGUCUCCGUGGUAUACACCUCACAAUCCGGCACUCAGAACUCAGCAACUGCGACACCAACACCAGGCGCUCUGCCCAUGGAAAGCCAAUGCUCCGGCAACGCCAGCCUGACCAACUUCUGCCCUUCAUGCGACAGCAGCAUCAUUCCUUAUGGUCGCUUCGGCGCCUACGAAGUCGCUUGCAACUCCGUGUACACCAACGUGACAUACUACAAGAACAUCCACAAUGCGAGCGUCAUCCAGUGCAUCGAGGCAUGCAUGGACUUGCAAGAGUGCUAUGUGCCUGUCAUCUCGCCUGAGGGGAGGUGUCUGCUUGCUGUUCAGGAGUUGGGCGAAGAGCCUGUGCUUGCAAAGGAGGAUGGGUACGCUGUUCUGCUGGCGCGAUUUACGGGCGCCAUUCCGCCUUCUUCUACAACGUCGUCGUUAUCAACGAGUCUCCCAAGCGCCAUGUCUUCAACAACGCACAUCAGAACCUGCAAGGCAUCCGACAUCUCCUGCCCUCGCUGCCACGGCGCACGCGUCAAAGAUCCCCUCGGCAUCACAUACGAAGUGCACUGCAACCACCAACUCUACUCCCAACACCACUACUCGGUGCAAGAAUGGCUGACGCCAGAAGGCUGUCUAGCGGAAUGCGACCACCACCACUGGUGUCAAGGCGCCACCUUCUGGCCCGAAGGCAACUGCGAACUAGCCAAAGGUGACAACGUCUUUCCCGAAUACCACAAAGGCUACACCGCCUUCCUCUCCAUCGAUCCAACGUACACACCGACAUCGAUGCCCAACUCCGCGUUCCCUACGACUCUACAACCAGGCGCUAACACCAGCAUGCCCACCACCACCCCCACCCCCCCGAAAAUCCCCCUCGCUCCCGGCCCAGAAGUCAACUACUGCAACCAACACAACAUCACCUGCCCGCAAUGCAACGGCUUCGACGUGCACGACAGCGCAGGCAGAGAGUACCGCGUGGAAUGCAACCUGCAACCCAUCUGCGCCGUAAUGGAGGGGCGACACGAGCACGACACGCCGAACAAGUGCAUGUUGCAGUGCGGGGCGGAGGAGGGAUGUCAGGCGGCGAUUUUUGAGCGGGGGGAUUGCGCGGUUUGUAUGGGGGCGUUGGAGAGUUGGGACUUGUAUCCGCUGCCGCAUGAUUAUGUGGUUUUUGUGGCGGAUUGUGCGAGGAGUGCGGUGUCGAGUGCUAGUGUGGCGGCUUGGAGCACUUCUUGUUUGGAGACGAGCCGUGUGACGGCGAGUAGUACUUCUUGUUCUGAGACGAGUGGGUUUGUGACUGCUACUCGUGGGUCUUAG
Messenger RNA from Neohortaea acidophila, 1401 nucleotides. RefSeq lists its product as uncharacterized. The record is from RefSeq and is a predicted model, not a curated record. NCBI's taxonomy places the organism in Eukaryota, Fungi, Ascomycota, Dothideomycetes, Mycosphaerellales, Teratosphaeriaceae. Bases 1 to 1401 code for a protein of 466 amino acids. The transcript has a single exon.